UCUUAAUCUUCAAUCGCUGGCGCGUGUUCGCAGAUAGCAAUAAAAAAAUCGCAGUGCCCUACUCUUCGAGAGCAAGGUGGAAAGGGAAGACAGCCAUGCUACCGACCCUGCAAGAAUCCGCAGUCAUCCUGAGCGCUCUUGCGCGCAUCGCCAGGCGGGCUGCGUACGAACAAAGUCGACAUCGCGCCUCUCCUUCCAGUCCCUCUACUAAUACAUUCCACGAUCGUGGGCGCAGCGGCGAGGAAGACACAAUUAGAAUCUUAGAGUAUGCCUUCAAGACAGCGCAGCCGUGGCCUACAGCAAUUCAUGCCGCUCAACAGGAAGGCAUACGGAUAGAAGAAUGGCAAGCUCGGACGUCAAUACAGCACAAAGAACAUGUUCCAUCUCCAGACAGGUUCGAGGAGGACCUUCUUGCUGCCGAGUAUUUCCACCAUCAGGAAACGCCUCAGAUCAGGCCAGCAGUUGUCCCUUUUGCUGCAAGCAAGCCAUGGCCUAGCCAAGUGGUUUCUAACAAGCUAGGUGACAUACAGAAUGCGUCAGUAGCUCGUGCCACCGUUCCAUCACCGAGUGUGACCCUGGCACAGGAGCCUCCGUCAGUCGUCCAUCUAGAUCCAGAGUCGCUGUUGCUUCAAGAGUCGUUGGCAGCGGGAUCUACUGCGGCCACAAGGUUUGACCAAAUCGAAACUGACCCGGAGGUGGUGCUUAAAGCAGCUUCUGGGACGCCCGGCGCAAACCCUGACAUCGAUUUGGAACUGCUUGCAACUCGGACAGCCGAGAAAGCCUCCCCAUCGCCUGCUGAGACACAUGAUCCGAAUCAUCUAUUGGUGACAGCACCACCAGCAGAACCCACCACGGAAUCCUCCUUCGCUAGCGCAGGCGCCACCACGGAAUCCUCCUUCGCUAGCGCAGGCGCCACCACAGAAUCUGGAGUGUCGUCGGAACGGGUCAUGCAACCUGGGAUUGCCCAUGAAGCGUCCAAUGAGUCGAAGGUUCAAGACGCUCAGCCAAAUGUUGCGCCAAAUGAGGAGCAUGACGAAGCGACAGCUGAGCUCGACUGCCCGGCCGAUGCCAUGCCACUGCGCGGCCCGCCGCUCACAGCAUCCAAGGUGCCGUCAUCGCGUCUCGGUAGACUGUUCCACUAUGGAAGUCUAGGUGCAGGUCUAGCAUGGGGAGCAGCUGGCUCAUAUCUCUCCUCUUUAUCUGCCGAAAAGACCCUAGGGUCAACCACGGCACCGCGCUGGAUGUCCGAGUCCAACAUUCGUCUCCUUGUCUCGAAGCUGUCGACUAUGCGCGGCGCGGCGUUGAAGCUUGGGCAGUUCAUGUCCAUCCAGGACUCGCACCUCUUGCCGCCUGAGUUGGAAUCGGUGUUGAUGCGUGUGCAGAACUCGGCGCACUACAUGCCCGACUGGCAAUUGGAGAAAGUGAUGCGCAAGGAGCUUGGUGGUAAAGGCUGGAAGGAGAGGUGGUUUGAGAGCUUUGAGGAACGGCCAUUCGCAGCCGCUAGCAUUGGACAAGUGCACGCCGGCGUGCUCAGGAAGGACUUGAGCGCGGAAGAGAUAGGCGCCGCAAGCGAGGAAGAGGCACUGGCGCUCAGAGGCAAGCGCGUCGCAGUGAAGGUCCAAUUCCCCGGAGUCAAGGAGAGCAUCAAGGCAGACACAUCCUACUUGAAAUGGCUCGUCUCCGCCUCGGCGCUCCUUCCUCGCGGCCUCUUCCUCGAAAACACGCUGCGCGUGAUGGAAGCCGAGCUGGAGGAUGAAUGCGACUACGAGCGAGAAGCGGAGAUGAACCGUCGCUUCAGGCACCUCAUAGAAUCAGACGCUGACACCAGGGAGCGCUUCGCCGUCCCGCGCGUCGUCAAUGCACUCUGCACGUCGCGCGUCCUAACGACAGAGAUGAUGGCCGGCCAGCCGCUCACACAGGCUAUAUCGCAUUUAAAGCAGACGCAAAAAGACGCUAUUGCCACGUCCAUCUUGGAGCUCUCAUUGCGCGAGCUCUUCCAAUGGCGGCUGAUGCAGACCGACCCGAACUGGACGAAUUUCCUUUGGAACGGACAGACGCGCAAGAUCGAGCUCAUCGAUUUCGGCGCCACGAGGGAGUACAGCGAGCGGUUCAUGGACCAUUGGGUCCGCUUGCUUUGGGCUGCUGUGGAAGGCGAUCGAGAAGAGUGCCGUAAGUGGAGCUUGGCGGUAGGCUAUCUCACCGGAGAGGAAAGCGAGAAGAUGCUCAAUGCGCAUCUUGACUCGAUGAUCGCACUUGGCGAGCCGUUCCGCUCGACUUCGCCGAGCCCGUAUCCAUUCACUAAUCAGACUAUCACUUCGCGCGUGCGCGAUCAGAUUCCCAUCAUGCUUCGUGAACGCCUCACACCUCCACCCUCGGAGACGUAUUCGCUCAAUCGCAAGCUCAGCGGCGCAUUCUUGCUCUGCGCCAAGCUUGGGGCGCAGGUAGAGUGCAGGGACAUGAUGAAGGAAGUGACGAAAGGGUAUCGCUUUGGGGAUGAUGUCGCUUCAGGCACAGAAGGACAAGGCAUUGAUGGAGCUUCUGCUCGAGUCGGUGGAACUAGAUCCAUACACACGGCAUUAGCCCCUCAGGUGCGUCGGCUUCACCAUUCUGCAGGGAAACGUGACAUGAUUCGCUACGGUAGAGAAGGGCACGGACGCAAUCUCGGCGCGCGCUGGCCACGCUCCGUCGUAGAUACUCUGGAGAAGAACGCCAUGAGCGCGGAAGAGCCUGUCGAUGGGAUGACCGAGUCUCGUUCACCUGUGUUGAGCUCGGCACCUUCGAUUGGAAAUGUGCCGACUGCGCCUGGGACCGCAAAUGCAGCUUGGUCCGCUAAGACGAUGCUUCGAAAGAAUCUGCCUACCGAGACUGCGAGCUCUGAAGCGCAAGACCCGAGUACGGUCACCUUAAAUAGCCCAGCAAUGGCAGCGCCGUUGGCGUCAGGAACAGCAGAUAUGAGCGCACACGUAUACGUGCGCGGCGUCAAAGUCCCGCGCAAACCUGCCCCACCCGGUCCCGAGGACUGCUGCAUGUCGGGCUGUGCGCGUUGCGUGUAUGAUCUGUACAUGGAGGAUCUACAAGAUUACCACGAGGAUCUCACAGCUGUGCGCCAGAAGUUGCUAAACGCCGCCGAACCGCCGCUGACCCAGUGGGAGUGGGACGAGGCUCUUCUUGGCAAGUUCCCUCAGGGCCAUGCGGAUGCAGCAGGUGACGGAGUACAAGACCCACAUCGCGAAAACGCAGAGAGCGAGGUCGAUGCGGUCAUCUCGGGUCUUGAUCUCAGCAUGAAAGCUUUCUUAGAGAUGGAGCGCAAGAUAAAAAGUAAGACGCAAGCCAAAGAUUGACGGUAUACCAUGGCAACGUGCUGCGGCUGCUUGACAUGAUUCCUGUACCAACUUAACAUAUGUACUGCAGUGACUGACAAAGGAGGAAUGGC
This is a messenger RNA of Tilletiaria anomala UBC 951, 3433 nucleotides long. RefSeq names its product ABC1-domain-containing protein. Lineage: Eukaryota; Fungi; Basidiomycota; Exobasidiomycetes; Georgefischeriales; Tilletiariaceae. The transcript has 3 exons. Gene Ontology annotation, cellular component: extrinsic component of mitochondrial inner membrane. The coding region runs from base 96 to 3341 and encodes 1081 amino acids. Gene Ontology annotation, biological process: ubiquinone biosynthetic process. Gene Ontology annotation, molecular function: kinase activity. The record is from RefSeq and is a predicted model, not a curated record.